Messenger RNA from Metarhizium brunneum ARSEF 3297, 1767 nucleotides. It is a transcript of the gene dak1, whose product is annotated as Dihydroxyacetone kinase 1. The record is from RefSeq and is a predicted model, not a curated record. NCBI's taxonomy places the organism in Eukaryota, Fungi, Ascomycota, Sordariomycetes, Hypocreales, Clavicipitaceae. Gene Ontology annotation, cellular component: cytosol. Gene Ontology annotation, molecular function: glycerone kinase activity; ATP binding. Gene Ontology annotation, biological process: glycerol catabolic process.
AUGUCGUCCAAACACUUCAUCGACGACCCAACGCAGCUCGUCAACAGCGCCCUCCACAGUCUGACCCUUACCAACCCCAACGUCGCUCUCGACCCAGCCUCCAAAAUCAUCUACCGCCGCCCAAGCCAUGCAACUCCCCAAGUAUCAAUCAUUUCCGGCGGCGGAUCCGGCCAUGAGCCCUCCUUCGCAGCCAUGGUCGGUCCCGGCAUGCUUUCCGCCGCAGUGGCAGGUACCAUAUUCGCCAGCCCAUCCGCCGAACAGGUCCGUACGGGCAUCACCUCCCGCGUGGAUACCUCCCAGGGUGUGUUGGUGGUGGUGAUGAACUACACAGGCGAUGUGCUCAACUUUGGCGUGGCUGUCGAGAAGGCCAAGGCCAGCGGGUUAGACGUGGAAAUGGUGGUGGUGGGCGAUGACGUGGGCGUCGGCAGAGCAAAGGCAGGCAAGGUGGGGAGAAGGGGUAUCGCGGGAACGGUGCUCGUGCUGAAGAUCGCGGGUGCUCUGGCAGCAAGGGGCCGGUCUCUGGGCGACGUCGCCAAGGUGGCGAGGUUGACGGCCGAGAAUACCGUCAGCGUCGGGGCGAGUCUGGAGCACGUUCACGUGCCGGGGAGGGCGGUCGAUGCCCAGGACGACAAGCUGGCACGGGGGGAGGCAGAGAUCGGCAUGGGCAUUCACAACGAGCCUGGCUCCGAGAGGGCGAAGCUCGAUCUGCCUCGGUUGGUGGGCAGGAUGCUUGCCCAACUGCUUGAUUCCGGCGACAAGGACCGCGCGUUCCUCAACGUCAACUCCAAUGAGGUCGUGUUGAUGGUCAACAACUUGGGAGGCGUGUCUGUCUUGGAAAUGGGCGGCAUUACGACGGAGGUUGUGACGCAGCUGGACUCCAAAUAUGGAAUCCACCCUGUUCGCAUCAUAACGGGUACAUUUAUGACCAGUCUGAACGGGUUAGGAUUCAGCAUCUCGCUGCUCAACGUGGUCAAUACGGAUAUCGGCGGCCCCGGGAUGAUUGAGCUGCUUGAUGCUGGCGCAGAAGUGACGGGGUGGUCGGCCCCGAUCCGCAAGGAGACGUGGGAGGCGAAGAACACGGCCACGCGCACGGAGGAGAGGGGUCAAGGUGAGCAAGUCAAGCCCAGCGGGCUGAGAAUGGACAAGAGCAUCGUCAAAGAGAGGCUGGAAUUGGCUCUGGAGAGGGUCAUUGCCGCCGAGCCAGAAGUCACGCGGUAUGAUACCGUCGUCGGGGAUGGGGACUGCGGCAUUGGGUUGAAGAGAGGAGCAGAGGCUGUCUUGAAGCAUAUCAACCAAACUACCCUCACCGACGACCCCGUCCUGACACUGACAUCCAUUAUUCCCGUCGUGGAAUCCACCAUGGACGGCACGUCCGGCGCCCUCUACGCCAUCUUCCUCAACGCGCUUGCUCACGCGCUUCGCUCCCUUCCCUCCGGCCAACUGACGCCUUCUUCGUGGGCCAAGGCCCUUGAGCAAUCCUGCGGCGCGCUGUCCAAGUAUACACCUGCUCGGCCCGGGGACAGAACCCUUGUGGAUGCACUGUAUCCGUUCGUUGAAGUCCUCGGCAAGACGGGGGACGUGAAGAAGGCCGCGGAGGCUGCGGCGAAGGCGGCUGAUGAUACAAAGGGCAUGCAGGCUAGUUUGGGGAGGACGGUGUACGUGGGCGGCAAGGGCUUUGAGCAGGUUCCCGACCCGGGGGCGUUUGGGCUGGCUUGUUUCUUUGGCGGGUUGGCUGGGAGGGUGGAUGACGAGUGGGAAAAGGUUUGA